ACCGGAAAAGACACCACUUGGCACAUGCAGCUGGCAAUGGAGCAACUCAAGCGCCAGCGGCUCGCCAACGCCGGCGUGACGUAUCUCAUGCGCAGAUCUGAAUUCGACGCGAUUGCGAGCGCAUCACUCAUGUCCGUGCUCGCAUCCCCGCCGCAGCUCGCCCGCGUGGACGAGGUAGACCUGUACACGCUGCGGUCGGCGCUCGACUCGUCGUCGACGAUCGCGUCCAAUGCCGAGCUCAUACAGGCGCAGCUCGCGCGCUUCCUGCCCGCCGACUCGCUCGUGGACCUCGAGACUGGCGACGUGCGCUCGUACGCGGCGUCCGUGCUCCUCACGGCGUGCACGCAGUCGUCGCUCUCGGACGAGGCCAAGCUGCGCUUCGUCUUUGACCUCCUCGACGUCGACCGGACCGGGUUCGUCACGCGCGCCGGCAUUGCGUCCUUCCUCGAGACGACCAUGAAUGUGCACCACGUCACGCUUUGCGGCGUCAGCGUCGGCGACGUCCUCGACCGCGUCUUUGCCAAGACCAGCAACGGCGUGCUCACGUUUGGUGACUUUUGCUCCAUCUUCCACGAGCCGGCAUCGCCCGCUGCUGUCAAGGUCGCGCCAUCCGCGUCGCGGCCGCCGUCGUCGCGUCUCGACGCCAUCCUCGACUGGCUUGCGGCCCACUACACUGAAGUCCAGUUUCUCACCAUGUACUUUCUCCUCAACUUGAUUGCGUGCACGAUCAAGAUCACGACGAUUCCGUGGGACCCGAUCGCGGGCCAGCUCGCGCGUCUCGCCAAGGCCAUGGCCCAGAUCGUCCUCGUCAACGCCGCCUGCGUGCUUCUGCCCAUGUGCCGGUCGCUCGUCACUGCGCUGCGCAACGUGCGCUGGCUCUGGGCGAUCGUCCCGUUCGACCACACGAUCGCCUUUCACAAGCUCGCGGCCGUCGUUUUGCUCUUGGCGUCCGUCGUUCACUCGGCGGCGUGGGUGCUCAUCGUCGUCCGCGCCCGCGAAGCAUCGGACCUCGACUGGAGUGUUUCGAUCCUCAACAAGAAAAAGACCCGGCUCUUGCGCUACGGCACCCUCCUCGACAUUGCCGCCGAGCUUCCGAUCUGGACCGGCCUCGCCAUGCUAGUCUGCGCACUGAUCGCCGUCCCGUGCACGCACCACCGCAUCCGUCGGGCGAAUUUCAACCUCUUUUGGCUCAGCCACUGCCUCUUCGUGCCGUUCACAGUCUUCCUCUUUAUGCACGGACUCGACGGCUGGAUGGCGCCGCCGCAGACCCAUUUCUGGAUGGGUGGACCACUUAUCGUGUUUCUCAUCGAGCGCCGGUACCGCGUCUCGGCCGUCUUCGGCGGCUCGACGCAUAUCCUCAAGGCGCACAUUGCGUCCGACACGGUGGCCAUCUACAUGCACAAGCCGCGCGGCUUUCGCGAUUUUCAGCCGGGCAUGUACCUUUUCUUGAAGGUGCCAAGCCUCUCGCGCUUCGAGUGGCAUCCGUUUACGAUCUCAUCGUGCCCGGAAGACAACUAUCUGAGCGUCCACGUGCGGCGCGCGGGCGACUGGACCGGCGCGUUGCACGACCGCCUCGCGGACACCAGCCAACCCUACCCCGCGAUCGCGAUCGACGGCCCCGUGGGCACGCCGUCGCAGGACUAUGACAACUACCCGGCUGUGGUGCUCAUCGGCGCCGGCAUUGGUGUCACGCCGUUCGCUUCGAUCCUCAAGCACCUCGUGCACGUGUGGGAGGAGCACCGGUGCCCCGACUGCGGCGUCGUCCAGCUCCCGAAACGCAUAGCACUCCAGAAAAUCUACUUUUUCUGGGUCACGCGCGAGCAAGAGAACCUCGGCUGGUUCCGUGACACGAUGCAGCAGCUCAGCCUCAUGGACACGGACAACCGGCUCGAGAUCCAGACGUACUUGACGCCACUGAGCCGCGAGUCGGUCGUUGCGCCGCUCCGCCUUAUCCAGACCUUUAUGCAGCUCGAGGACGGUCAUGACGUCUUGACCGGUAUCGCAUCCAAGGACAAGAACGUCACCCACUUUGGCCGCCCCGACUGGUCGGCGGAGCUGGCGCGUAUUGGCCAAGCCCACCGGGGCAGCGAAGUCGGCGUCUUCCUCUGCGGCCCGCAACCGCUCAACCGAACGGUGGGCGCCGCCUGCCACGCUUUCAACCAGGCACAGACGGACGGCACCGCGUUCUCGUACCACUCGGAAAAGUUCUAAUCCCCCUGUAACCUAACCACGUAAAAGACUAUGAAAUUAUUGUCCA
Messenger RNA from Saprolegnia diclina VS20, 2257 nucleotides. RefSeq lists its product as hypothetical. The transcript has 4 exons. NCBI's taxonomy places the organism in Eukaryota, Oomycota, Saprolegniomycetes, Saprolegniales, Saprolegniaceae. Gene Ontology annotation, molecular function: calcium ion binding; oxidoreductase activity. Gene Ontology annotation, cellular component: plasma membrane. The coding region runs from base 25 to 2211 and encodes 728 amino acids. The record is from RefSeq and is a predicted model, not a curated record.